AUGCCUCGCGAUCCCCUCAUUGGGCUUGUGGGAAAGCCCUCUGCGGGCAAAAGCAGUACGCUGAAUAGCUUGACAGAUGCGACCUCCAAAGUCGGCAACUUUCCCUUCACAACCAUCGACCCCCAGCGAGCAAUCGGCUACCUACAAAUAGACUGCGCCUGCGCGCGCUUCAAGGUCUCGGACCGGUGCAAGCCCAACUACGGCGCGUGCGUCGCGGGUCGGCGCUCGGUGCCGAUUGAGCUGCUCGACGUGGCUGGGUUGGUGCCGGGCGCCCACCAGGGCCAGGGCCUCGGAAACAAGUUCCUCGACGACCUGCGGCACGCCGACGCGCUGAUCCACGUCGUCGACGCGUCGGGUACCGUCGACGCCGAGGGCAAGGAAACGCGCGGCUACGACCCCUCGGUCGACAUUGCCUGGCUGCGCAGCGAGGUGGUCGCCUGGAUCCUCGGCAACUUGCUGCAGAAAUGGGGCUCCCUCCGCCGGCGCCACGUCGCCGUCAAGGCCACGGCCGCCGAGACGCUGCAGCUCCAGUUCUCGGGCUACGGCUCCACGAUGGCCAUUGUCAACCGCACGCUCGACCGCGUCGCUCUCAAGGAGCCGCUCGAGGAGUGGUCCGACGCGACCAUUGAGCGCGUCGUCAACGCCUUCAUCGACGAGAAAUUCCCCACCGUCAUUGCGCUCAACAAGAUUGACCACCCGGACGCGGACAAGAACAUUGCCAAGAUUGCCAAGAUGCAGGACCCCGCCAGCAUCGUGCUGUGCUCGGCCGUGUCUGAAAUCUUUCUCCGCAAAAUGGCCAAGCAAAAGUACAUAAAGUACGUCGAGGGCAGCGAGUUUGUCGACACGCGCGAAGACCUCAUCGAGCAGGGCGACCCGGACGGUGGCGGCCUCCGGGAGCUCGACGACAAGAACCGCAACCGGAUAGAAAACCUCAAGGACAUGGUGCUGUACCGCUUCGGCUCCACCGGCGUUGUGCAGGUGCUCUCCAAGGCGGCGGAGUUGCUGGGCUUGGUGCCCGUGUUCCCCGUGCGUAACGUGUCGACGUUUACGACGGGCGCGAACGAUACGAAACACGUAUUCAAGGAUUGUGUGUUGGUCAGAAAGGGCUCGACAGUGGGAGACGUGGCGCGUAAAAUCAUGGGAGAUGCCCCAAUAGCGUAUGUGGAAGGCGUAGGCAAUAUGAGAGUGUCAGAAGACGACCUCGUGACUGUUGGCAAGCAUGAUGUACUGUCAUUCAAGGUCGGUAGGGCCUAA
Messenger RNA from Beauveria bassiana ARSEF 2860, 1254 nucleotides. Its product is annotated as GTP-binding protein. Lineage: Eukaryota; Fungi; Ascomycota; Sordariomycetes; Hypocreales; Cordycipitaceae. The coding region runs from base 1 to 1254 and encodes 417 amino acids. Gene Ontology annotation, cellular component: cytoplasm. The record is from RefSeq and is a predicted model, not a curated record. The transcript has 4 exons. Gene Ontology annotation, molecular function: GTP binding; ATP hydrolysis activity.